Molecule: messenger RNA, 1499 nt
Organism: Nycticebus coucang (slow loris)
Lineage: Eukaryota; Metazoa; Chordata; Mammalia; Primates; Lorisidae
Gene: BCAP31
Product: B cell receptor associated protein 31
Exons: 8
Coding region: 350-1090 (246 amino acids)
Biological process (GO): intracellular protein transport; endoplasmic reticulum to Golgi vesicle-mediated transport
Cellular component (GO): endoplasmic reticulum; endoplasmic reticulum membrane
Source: RefSeq, a predicted model, not a curated record
GUGGCCCACAGGGGCUGCUGAGAGGGCUCUUCUGGCUUCUGAGGAGACUGCUGCUUCUAGAACUUUCUCUAGAUGGGCCUUUGAGGUGCUAAGUCAAGACCUGCCCUCUAGGAGUCGUUCUCGUGAGCAGUUUCGAGGCGCCCCGAGGCCUUGCUCCCCCUCUGAGGCAGAAGUAUCGGUUGAGGCGUUUUUAGCCCCUGCAGCCCGAGUGGGAGGCUGCUGGUUGCUUGGUGCUUUUAGACGGGCGAAGGAAGGAAGGGUCCCUGGUUUCCCCGGUGUGGGGACGCCGGCAGCUUUGGGAGAAGGAAACAAGUUCACAUCUCUCUGUGGGAAACCUUCUAGCAACAGGAUGAGUCUGCAGUGGACUGCAGUUGCCACCUUCCUCUAUGCAGAGGUCUUUGUUGUGCUGCUUCUCUGCAUUCCCUUCAUUUCGCCCAAGAGAUGGCAGAAGAUCUUCAAGUCUCGCCUGGUGGAGUUGGUAGUGACCUAUGGCAAUACCUUCUUUGUGGUUCUCAUUGUCAUCCUUGUGCUGUUGGUCAUCGAUGCUGUACGUGAGAUUCGGAAGUAUGAUGAUGUGACAGAAAAGGUGAACCUCCAGAAUAAUCCUGGGGCCAUGGAACACUUCCACAUGAAGCUUUUCCGUGCCCAGAGGAAUCUCUACAUUGCUGGCUUCUCCUUGUUGCUGUCCUUCCUGCUUAGACGCCUGGUGACACUCAUCUCCCAGCAGGCCACACUGUUGGCCUCCAAUGAAGCCUUUAAGAAGCAGGCAGAGAGUGCUAGUGAGGCGGCCAAGAAGUACAUGGAGGAGAAUGACCAGCUAAAGAAGGGAACUGGUGUUGACCGAGGCAAGUUGGAUGUCAGGGACAUGGAGGUGAAGCUGGAGGAGGAGAACAAGAACCUCAAGGCUGACCUGAAGAAGCUAAAGGAUGAGCUGGCUAGCACUAAGCAAAAAUUAGAGAGAGCUGAAAAUGAGGCUGUGGCAAUGCGGAAGCAGUCUCAGGGCCUCACCAAGGAGUAUGACCGCCUGUUGGAGGAGCAUGCGAAGCUGCAGGCUGCGGUAGAUGGCCCCACGGACAAAAAGGAGGAAUGAGGGCUCCCUCCUCCCCUGCCUGCAGUGACUUCCACCUGGCGCUGCUUCCUGAGAGCCUGGCCGCUCCCUGCGGUCCUUCAGUCCCUCCCUCUGCUCUCCCAUUCUCUCCCACAGCUUCUAGCUUGUCAUCUUGGCUCCUCUCCACUCUCCUACACACCACUGGGAUCUGACUGCCACGCAUUUCAGCAAGUUCAAAAUGAGUUGGUUGUUGUCCUGCCUAGCCCAGCCUGGCUUCCAUUUCUGAGAGUGUGGAAGACAGGUAGAAGCUCUUGGCAGCAGGGCAUGCCCCCUAUGGAUUUGAGCCCCCUGUUUGUUUUGCUGGGUUUAUGUUUUCUCUGGUCCUGCAGGAGGGUGGGUGAAGCAGGCAGAGUCCAGCUUCUCUUGGGGGUAAUAAAGGUUAUGAUGUGCA